ACGCUAAGGUCAUAGUUCCGGACAUCCGGAAGCGACGCAGCUUGUACUGUACGUCAGCUGUGGGUUGUUUUUAAACCCCUGGAUGACGUAGAAACAAUAACACACAUAAUGUUGCUGACCAUUCCAACAGAUAUAUAACCGGAAGUCGCACUGUGUCCGAGGAUGCUGUGUCUGGGUGUGAGCGCGGUGAGGUCGUCGGUGUCGCUGCAGAAGCUGUGCGUCCUCUCCCUGCUGCACACUCGACAUCCUUGCUGUCACUGUCCCGGGACGGUUCGCUGCCUCUCCGCGGCCGCACCACCUCCACCUCCUCCACCCACACUAGCUGACUGCUCCUCCGAACCAGCCCCCGGCCACAGUGUCUCCGCUCGGCCCGCCGACCACGGCCCGCCGCCGGCUCCCACACACUGCUGCAUGAGCGGCUGUCACAACUGCGUGUGGAUCGAACACGCCGAGCAGCUGCUGGCGUACUACAGCGACGGAGGCGACCGGGCGCUCGCCGCCAUCGAGGAGAACGUCCUGGACGAGAACCUGAAAACCUACCUGAAGAUGGAGAUUCGACUCCUGAAGAAGACGUAGACUGAACGUAGUGAGCGCUUCUCCUGACACACUCCAGUCACUUUUUGUUCCUCCUCGUAUUUCACGUCCACCUCCGGUAUUUAAGAAAAUACAAAUGAGCCCAAGGCUGACAGGUGAAAGAAGCUGUGGGACAAACAAACAUCCAGCUGUCAUUGUCAUGAGGCACAACAUUUGAACUCAAGUGUAUUUAUGUGUGUUUUCAUUUAAGUAAUUUAUUUGAAAUGUAUAUCUUUAGGAACUGUUUAUUGAAUAAAUAGUAUUUCUAAAAACUUU
Messenger RNA from Scophthalmus maximus (turbot), 849 nucleotides. RefSeq names its product oxidoreductase-like domain containing 1 (gene oxld1). Gene Ontology annotation, cellular component: mitochondrion. Bases 163 to 576 code for a protein of 137 amino acids. The transcript has 2 exons. The record is from RefSeq and is a predicted model, not a curated record. Lineage: Eukaryota; Metazoa; Chordata; Actinopteri; Pleuronectiformes; Scophthalmidae.